This is a messenger RNA of Condylostylus longicornis, 731 nucleotides long. RefSeq lists its product as uncharacterized. The coding region runs from base 84 to 674 and encodes 196 amino acids. The record is from RefSeq and is a predicted model, not a curated record. NCBI's taxonomy places the organism in Eukaryota, Metazoa, Arthropoda, Insecta, Diptera, Dolichopodidae. The transcript has 4 exons.
UGGAAGCAUUUAAAUUUUUUACAUUCUGGAAUUCAGUUUAUAUCCUGGCUUACAACGCAAUAAAAUACGGUAAAAAGUAAUAAAUGGAUUUAAAUAAAAAUACUGUUACCGAAACCGGUGAUAAAGUAGAAUUAAAUAAUGAUACAGAAUAUAAUGGAGAUACAGCUGAAUUUCUAAAAAUUUAUUCUAAAAUGGCAGAAAAUAUUCGAGAUGAACAUUUUGAAGAAAUAUCAAAAAUUGUUAAAUCUGAAAAUAUGACUUUUAAUAUAGAUUCAUUGCGUCUUAAUUUUGUUGAUAGUUUAGGAGAUAUUAUAAAUAAAAUGUAUGAAGCAAGGAAUUUAAAGCAAAAAUUAUUAAAAAUGAAAGUUCUAGAGGAAAGAUAUAAGAAAAAGGAACCUUUAAAAUGGCAUCCUCAUGGUAAAACAGCAGAACAACAAACAAUUUCCCAAAGAAUGGCCGUUUUAAAUAAAAGAAAGAAUUUUAUGUUUGAAUUAUUGGAAAGACAACGAACAACACUAGAGGAAACCACAAUUGAAGUUGAAAGAAAUCGAAAACGUUUAGCUCAACUUAAAGCAAGAAGAGAUGAAUUAAAUUUAAUGCUUGAUAUUAAAACAGAACAGCUUAAGAAUGUCCAAAAUGAAUUUACAAAUUUUCGACUUAAAAUGUCGAGGUAAAUGAAAUUGCUAGAAAAUUAAAGAAAUUUUUAUAUACUUAGAAACUUUUAUAUAUAA